CACUACGUGCGGUUCUCCCACAUAUCAUGACCAUUAGAGCUCCUAGAUUAUUCCAGGCAGCUCUAUGGCUUCCAUGUUUGCUUAUUCUCUCGCUCUUCAUUACAUUCACUUGUGCUUUAUCACCAAGGAAACCGAGGCUCAGUGUGCUAGGACACAAUAAAGAAAGAAAUAGAAUAUAUAGCCCAUCUCUAAUUGCAUCAGAUUCAAACAAUAAUGAUUAUCAAACGUUCUAUUAUGACCAAACGCUCGAUCACUUCAACUAUCAGCCCGUAAGCUACACCACUUUCCAGCAAAGAUAUGUUGUGAAUUUUAAGCAUUGGCGUGGUGCCCGGACGGGUGCUCCCAUAUUUGCAUAUAUGGGAGAGGAGUCUUCCCUGGAUGAUGAUGUUGGUACUAUAGGAUUCAUGCCUGAGAAUUCUCGCAGGUUUGGUGCUUUGGAGCUGUACAUAGAGCAUCGCUACUAUGGUAAAUCUAUCCCACAUGGAUUUACAGGAGAGGAAUCAUUGGAAAAUGCUACCAUUCGUGGGUACUUGAACUCAGCUCAAGCUAUCGCAGAUUAUGCAGAAAUAAUUAUUUACUUGAAGAAAAAUUUAUCAGCCGAUUCCUCUCCAGUUAUAGUCGUUGGAGGAUCUUAUGGUGGAAUGCUUGCAGCAUGGUUCCGCCUAAAGUAUCCUCAUAUUGCAAUGGGGGCAUUAGCCUCUUCAGCACCCAUUCUUUACUUUGAUGACAUUGUGCCACAAAAUUCAUAUGAUGUCGUUGUUACCAAGGACUUUCAGGAUGUUAGUCGGAGCUGCUAUGAUACCGUGAAGCGUUCCUGGCCUGAGAUCGAUAGAGUAGCUGCUAAACCCAAUGGUCUUUCCGAACUCAGCAAGAAAUUCAAAACUUGCAAGCCAAUCAAGAAGGCAUCUGAAUUAAAGGAUUACUUAGAAUAUUUGUAUUCAGUCGUGGCUCAAUAUGAUAGUCCUCCAGACCAUCCAGUGACUACUGUCUGCAAAGGUAUCGACGGAGGAGCUAAUGGAACCGACAUUCUUGGCCGAAUUUUCUCCGGAGUUAUUGCUUAUUACGGGGAAAGUAGAAAGUGUUAUGAUUUAAAUGAUUUCUUUUCAACAGAUAAACUGAGUGCGUGGGAUUGGCAGACAUGUAGCGAAUUGGUCUCGCCGUUUGGGAGAGGCAAUGAAACCAUGUUUCAAGCAUCACCAUUUGAUUACAAUGAAUAUAAGGACUCCUGCAUGAAGAAAUUUGGAGUCGAACCUAGGCCCCAUUGGGCCACUGCUUAUUAUGGUGGUCAACAUAUAAAAAUGAUUCUCAAGAGGUUUGGUAGCAACAUCAUCUUCACCAAUGGCCUCCGUGACCCUUAUAGUAAUUCAGGGGUGUUGGAAAACAUAUCAGACACCAUACUUGCCGUGUAUACAAAAGAAGGGUCUCAUUGCCUUGACAUAGUGCCUGCAACGGCAGACGACCCAAAGUGGCUUACCGCACAACGAAAUAAAACAGUCAAGGUAAUCAAAUGGUGGUUUCACAAGUACUACAAUGAUUUGCGUGGGUUUGCAUAGAAGUUCACACAUAAUGGUAUUCAUAUGAAUUAUGAAGUUGACACAAAAAAUCAGAUUCUGCUUUUAGUGUGGACCAAAGAUUAACCGCAGCAUUACAGACUUGUGUAAUGAAGAAAAGAUUUUUUUUUUUUUUUAGAAACCAAUGAAGACAAGAUUUAAAUGCGUAUUUAGAGUAAAAAUAAAAGGGUGUAUUAUGUCUCUCUCUCUCUCU
Molecule: messenger RNA, 1764 nt
Organism: Quercus lobata
Lineage: Eukaryota; Viridiplantae; Streptophyta; Magnoliopsida; Fagales; Fagaceae
Product: lysosomal Pro-X carboxypeptidase-like
Exons: 9
Coding region: 27-1553 (508 amino acids)
Biological process (GO): proteolysis
Molecular function (GO): serine-type exopeptidase activity; dipeptidyl-peptidase activity
Source: RefSeq, a predicted model, not a curated record